This is a messenger RNA of Schistocerca gregaria, 1730 nucleotides long. Its product is annotated as putative 3-phosphoinositide-dependent protein kinase 2. Gene Ontology annotation, molecular function: protein serine/threonine kinase activity; ATP binding. Bases 205 to 1500 code for a protein of 431 amino acids. NCBI's taxonomy places the organism in Eukaryota, Metazoa, Arthropoda, Insecta, Orthoptera, Acrididae. The transcript has 6 exons. Gene Ontology annotation, biological process: peptidyl-serine phosphorylation; intracellular signal transduction. The record is from RefSeq and is a predicted model, not a curated record.
CUUUGAAUAUUUCUAAAAAAAAAUCAAAAACUAGCUUCAAUCGUCUCUCGAGCCACGCAUUCUUCACCUAAUCGAAUGUACAGAAGACGCAGUACCAUUGAUAAAUAUUCUUUUUGACUCAAAAAGUAAAAAAGCACGUUUCAGUAAGCUCAGUUUGAGCAAGAGAGCUUUUUUGUAAAGGGUUUUGCUUUUGCCUAAUUAAAGAUGAGCGAUCAAACUUUGAGAACUACAGUAAAUGAUUUUAUUUUUAAAGAAGUUCUAGGCGAAGGCGCUUAUGGCGCUGUUUUUUUAGCUACUGAAAAGAAGACACAAAGAAAUAUGGCCAUCAAAGUUAUACACAAAAAAAAUCUUAAUACAGAGCAAAAAAUGCUCUGUGCUAAAAAUGAGAAAAAUAUUAUGAGCAUGUGCAACCAUCCGUAUAUCGUGAAGCUUUACAUGACGUUUCAAGAUGAAAACUGCCUAUAUUAUUGCACGGAAUUGGCGCCAAACGGAGAACUGUAUACAUGGGUUGACAAGUUCAAGGGCCUUUCUAUUGACUGCGUUGUUUUUUAUGCAGCUCAGCUUGUUUUAGCACUUGAAUACCUGCACGGGAAAGGUAUUGCACACCGCGACCUUAAGCUUGAAAAUAUUCUUUUGGACGAGAAUUUUCGUAUCAAGUUGACAGAUUUUGGCACCGCCGAAUUGGUUGGCAGGGAUGUUCUAGCUUAUUCCAGCUCGUUCGUCGGAACGCCAUCGUAUAUGGCACCAGAAUUCCUUCAGACUGAAAACCGCAAAGUUUAUAAAAGCGCCGAUCUGUGGGCGCUGGGCUGUAUUUUGUACCAGAUGAUCUGUUGUCGUCUUUUGUUCUAUGGCUGCACUGAGUAUUUAACCUUUAAAAAAAUACAGGCAGGGAAGAUUGUUUAUCCAAUAAAUAUGCCUAAAGAUGCCGAGGACUUAAUUUCCAAGCUCCUGGUGGUCGACUCGCUAGAAAGAUUGGGUGCCAAGUCUUUUGAAGACCUAAAGUCACACCCAUUCUUCAAAAUUGACUGGAAGAAUAUUGACCAGAUAGUACCAAACCUGAGAGGACCAGAAAAAGAGAUGAUAUGGCGGGAAGAUCUAGCCGAAGAGACAGAAGAACCGAUACCUACCAAUGUUGUUGAAAAGAAGCCAUGGGAAAAACACUUGCUAAAGGCCGAAAAAACUUUUUUCUCAGGAUUGGUCUAUAAGCGACGCAAGUUUUCAAUAAAGAAGAGAAUGUUGAUUUUGACUGAUAUGCCAAGGCUUAUAUAUGUUGAUCCGAAAAAUAAUACAUUGAAAGGGGAAAUUUCAUGGUCCGAUUUGCGACAGGUCGAGAAAAAAACUGAUGUCUCCUGGAAAAUUUAUACGCCAAAAAGAACAUAUCACCUAGAAGAUAUUUCAAAAGAUAGCCAGCGUUGGCUAAACGCUAUAGAAACCCUGAGAAACGAAAAAAAUCAGAAUGCUACUAAAUCGCUUCAUAGAUCGGACUCGGGAGCAAGAUGAAGGGCACAUUGAAGCAACAUUUCAGUCAAGCUUUCGCUAAACCAUGUUUACUCUGGCGAUUAGAGUUAAAGUCAUAAUGUUUGACUAGCUUGUGCUUCCAUAGCAUUUAUAAAUUGACUCGGCAUAUAAAUAUACUCCAAUACAGUUCAAAGCGAAUUUGUUGAAUGGACAAACUCAAAAUGAAACAAUUGUAUUCAAUUCUCUAACUGAAUGACAUCGUUGCAUCUUUU